This is a messenger RNA of Daucus carota subsp. sativus, 2454 nucleotides long. RefSeq names its product organellar oligopeptidase A, chloroplastic/mitochondrial. The record is from RefSeq and is a predicted model, not a curated record. The transcript is spliced from 17 exons. Gene Ontology annotation, biological process: proteolysis; peptide metabolic process. Lineage: Eukaryota; Viridiplantae; Streptophyta; Magnoliopsida; Apiales; Apiaceae. Bases 171 to 2270 code for a protein of 699 amino acids. Gene Ontology annotation, molecular function: metalloendopeptidase activity.
AAUUAAUUAUAGGUAAGAGUUAGUAGUGUAUAAGGAUGUACGUGAAGAUUUAUUGUUAAAGAAAACCUCCACGCUCGAAAUCUCCAAACCUGUUUAUUGACUCGUCGUCUUGUUCUUUCUCACUCUGCUACUCUGCCGCAACUCAACCGCUCCCAUUAGACUCUGCCUCAAUGUCAGCUAUCGACGGAGAGAACCCUCUCUUGAAGGACCUCGAUUUCCCGCCCUUCGAUUGCAUCCAAGCCGAUCACGUCGUUCCUGGUGUUCGUGCGUUGCUGAACAAAGCGGAAAAUGAAUUGGCUGAAUUGGAGAGCAAUUUGGAAGCGUCAUGGCCGAAGCUGGUGGAGCCGUUGGAGAAGCUAGUUGAUCGGUUGCAAGUGGUUUGGGGAGCUGUUAAUCAUCUCAAGGCUGUCAAAGAUACUCCUCAACUCCGUACCGCCAUUGAACAAAUUCAGCCUGAAAAAGUCAGGUUUGACCUCAAGUUGGGACAAAGUAAACCGAUCUACAAUGCUUUUAAGGCUAUCAAAGAAUCUUCGGAUUGGGACAAACUAAGUGAUGCUCGUAAGCGUAUAGUGGAAUCUCGAAUAAAGGAGGCUGUUCUUAAUGGUGUCUCACUUGAAGAUGAAAAAAGGGACCGGUUCAACAAAAUUGAACAAGAAUUAGUGAAGCUUAGUGAAAAAUUUGAGGAGCAUGUUUUAGAUGCCACAAAGAAGUUUGAAAAACUAAUAACUGUGAAGAAAGAGAUUGAAGGGUUGCCGGCUACUGCUUUAGGGUUGGCUGCACAAACAGCAGUGUCCAAGGGGCAUGAAAAUGCUUCUGCUGAAAAUGGUCCAUGGGUUAUAACAUUGGACGACCCAAGUUAUAUGUCAGUCAUGCAACAUGCUAAAAAUAGAGAUUUGCGCAAGCAAGUAUAUCUUGCUCGUUUAACCCUUGCUUCUAGCGGCGACCUUGAUAAUACAGGAAUUAUUGAUCAAAUUCUGAAGCUUAGAAUGGAAAAGGCCAAGCUUCUAGGCUAUCACAACUAUGCUGAGCUAUCUAUGGCAACCAAGAUGGCUACAGUUGCUAAAGCAGAAGAGCUCCUUGAAAAGCUUCGUGCUGCUUCAUGGGAUGCAGCUGUUAAAGAUAUGGAAGAACUUAAACAAUUCUCAAGAGAUCAAGGUGCUCUAGAAGCAGAUGAUUUAACCCAUUGGGAUACAACAUUUUGGAGUGAGAGGCUGCGUGAAUCAAAAUAUGAAAUAAACGAGGAAGAAUUACGUCCUUACUUUUCAUUGCCUAAAGUUAUGGAUGGCCUUUUCAAUCUUGCCAAGACACUCUUCGGUGUUGUCAUAGAGGCAGCUGAUGGUUUAGCCCUGGUGUGGAAUAAAGAUGUCAAAUUUUAUUGUGUCAAGGAUUCUUCUGGCAGUCCUAUCGCAUACUUCUACUUUGAUCCAUAUUCUCGUCCAUCUGAAAAGCGUGGAGGAGCGUGGAUGGAUGAAGUUAUCGCACGGAGCCGCGUACUGUCACGCGAUGGUGCUUCUGCUAGGUUGCCUGUUGCACAUAUGGUGUGCAAUCAAAUGCCUCCAGUUGGAGAGAAGCCCAGCCUUAUGACUUUUGACGAGGUUGAAACUGUCUUCCAUGAAUUUGGUCAUGCACUCCAGCAUAUGUUAACUAAAGAAGAUGAGGGUCUUGUAGCUGGUAUUAGGGGAAUUGAGUGGGAUGCUGUUGAAUUACCUUCACAAUUCAUGGAAAAUUGGUGUUACCACAGGGAUACCUUGAUGAGCAUUGCAAAACAUUAUGAAAAUGGGGAGAGUCUCCCAGAAGAUAUGUAUUUGAAGCUUCUUGCAGCUAGGACUUUCCGUGCAGGCACACAUAGUCUUUCGCAGAUAAGAUAUGCUAGUAUUGAUCUGGAGCUGCACACAAAGUAUGUACCUGGGGGGUCUGAAUCUGUAUAUGAUGUUGAUCAAAGUGUUAGCCAGAAAACACUAGUGUUCCCUCCACUUCCUGAGGAUAGGUUUCUUUGUGGAUUUAGCCAUAUUUUUGCAGGUAUGUAUGCAGCUGGAUUCUACAGUUACAAGUGGGCUGAGGUAUUGUCUGCUGAUGCUUUCUCUGCAUUUGAGGAUGCUGGUUUAAAUGACAUUAAGGCUAUGAAAGAAACAGGGCAGAAAUUCCGAGAGACCAUACUUGGUCUUGGAGGUGGCAAGGCACCCCUAGAUGUUUUUGUAGAAUUCCGAGGGCGGGAACCAUCUCCUGAGCCUUUGCUUAGGCACAAUGGCUUGUUGCCAGUUUCUAUAUAAACUUUAAGCGAAUAGUUUCUUAAUUUCGUUAUUCAUGCACUAUCCUAUGGAGUCCAACAGCUCUAUCAUCCUUUGGACGGUUAAUCUGACAACUUUAUUGUGCAUGAGUUUUAAUAGGAGAUUGUAUGAUUCAAUUCAUGCUCUCACAUUGAAUUCUAAUCGAUCAGCAUUCUCAAUAGGUCAA